Molecule: messenger RNA, 1667 nt
Organism: Belonocnema kinseyi
Lineage: Eukaryota; Metazoa; Arthropoda; Insecta; Hymenoptera; Cynipidae
Gene: yip2
Product: 3-ketoacyl-CoA thiolase, mitochondrial
Exons: 8
Coding region: 131-1327 (398 amino acids)
Biological process (GO): fatty acid beta-oxidation
Molecular function (GO): acetyl-CoA C-acetyltransferase activity
Source: RefSeq, a predicted model, not a curated record
CAUAAGUAUAUAUGGAUAUAAGAUAUACAUAUAUAUAGCGAUUAAAUGUAGAAGCUCGUCACGAUUUCUUUAUUAAAAUUUUAUUUGCACUUUGUUCGUGUUCGUGUUUGUGUUAAGAUCAUCUACAAAAAUGUCUGUCACAGUCAAAGGAGUUUUCGUCGUGGGUGCGAAACGCACACCAUUUGGAAAAAUGGGAGGAAUGUUCGUGAACAAAAGUGCAACUGAUCUGUCGGUUGUUGCUUCAAAAGCGGCUAUUGAAGCUGCUGGAGUUCAGCCCGAAAAAAUCGACAGCGUUGUUUUUGGCCAUGUAUUGAUGAAUUCUUCAGCCGAUGGAGCCUUUUUACCUCGUCAUGUACUUUUGAAAUGUGGAAUUCCCCUAGAUAGACCAGCUCUGGGAGUUAACCGACUCUGUGGAUCUGGAUUUCAAUCUAUAGUUAGCGGACUUCAGAGUAUUUUGGUGGGAGAAUCCAAGAUAGUUUUAGCAGGAGGAACGGAUAACAUGAGUCAAACUCCUUUUGUUGUGAGGAAUGUUAGAUUCGGUACAGCUUUAGGCCAAAAGUACGAAUUUGAAGAUGCUCUUUGGCUAGGGCUUAUCGAUUCCUAUUGUAGUUUACCUAUGGGAGUCACAGCAGAAAAACUUGGUGCAAAAUACGGAGUAACGAGGGAUGAAGUAGAUCAAUUUUCUCUCAGAAGUCAGCAGCUCUGGAAAGCAGCAAAUGAGGCCGGACGAUUCAAAGCCGAGAUGGCUCCAGCAACUGUGAAAACAAGAAAGGGGGAAAUUACUGUAGAAGUAGACGAGCAUCCUCGUCCACAGACUAAAAUUGAAGAUGUUAAAAAACUGAAAUCUAUCUUCCAAAAAGACGGCUUAGUCACUGCUGGUUCAGCUUCUGGAGUUUGUGAUGGAGCUGGAGCAGUAAUUCUCGCCAGCGAGGAAGCUGUGAAAUCCGAAGGACUUACGCCCUUGGCUCGUAUUGUAGGAUAUUCUGUGGUUGGUGUGGAACCAAGCAUUAUGGGAAUUGGACCAGCUCCUGCGAUUAAAAAUUUGUUGAAAAUCACUGGAAAGUCUUUGAACGACAUCGAGCUCAUAGAAAUCAAUGAAGCUUUCGGUGCCCAAACCUUGGCCUGUGCGAAAGAUUUGCAGUUGGACAUGAACAAAUUGAACGUGGAUGGUGGUGCAAUUGCCCUUGGACAUCCUCUCGCUGCUUCAGGAUCAAGAAUCACAGCACACAUUGUUCACGAGCUCAGGAGGAGGAAAGCUAAGUUUGGUAUUGGAUCAGCUUGCAUUGGAGGAGGUCAAGGAAUUGCAGUUAUGGUUGAGGCUCUUUAAAGAUUGAAUUAAAGUUCCUCUAAAGGGACCACCUUUCAGCAGCUUCAAAAAAUCUCAAGACUUACUAUAAUAAAAGUAUGAGCUUUUACUGAAAUUUUCUGAAGUCGGAUGAGAUUUGAAGCAAUCGUGGUUUUUCUCAUAAUUUAGAUUAAAUGCGUAAAUACUGCAUUUUUUGUCUAAAGUUUUAUUAAUUCGAAAGUACAUUUAUUCUGUAAUAUUACUCUUGUAAAGAGAUUAAUAAAAUAGCCGCUGUUAAAUCUAUUUUACAACUAUAAAAAUGUAUAAAUAUUUUUGUAUGUUUCUAUAUUCUAAAUACACUUUAAAGAAUAUUCGAAACUGA